ACGGAACGCCCACCUCGCUGUCGCGGGCGACCUGAAACCACGUGCGCCGGGAGUUCGCGUCGCGGGCUGCGCUUGCGCGAGGAGCCCGGGCCCCGGGCGAAGACUGGCCAGAGGGGCGGCGAGGGUCUCAGCCCGAGCCGGAGCCGAGGACGUCCCCUGAGAAAAGCGGGGCUCUGAAGGCCCUGGAGGGGAACGCCAGAGAUGGACCUCCUGAGACUCACCUGGCUCUUCUCCGGCCCCCGCCCCCUAGCACUGUCCAUCCUACAGCACCUUGACCCUCUCGGAGCCAGAUGGGCAGGAGGCAGGGAGGGUCCCGCCCGGCUGAGGGCCACAGGGCUGAUUCGGCCAGUGCCAGCAGCCUUCAGCAGCUCCCUCUCUCAGCUGUCUCUUGGCCAGGGAAGCCAGAACACAGGCAGCCUCAGCAAGAAACCAAGCCAGCCCAGCCCCACAGCCACCCAGGAGGAAGAGGAGGAGGAGAGCUUUGGGACUCUCUCCGACAAAUACUCCUCCCGGAGAAUGUUCCACAAAUCGACAGCCCAGUUGUAUAACCUACGGCUCAGGGAACAGAGUAUUGAAGAUGAGGAAGGGGAGCUGGAGCCAAAGUUGUGGCGGGGCCGGAGAAACACCCCUUACUGGUACUUCCUUCAGUGCAGACGCCUGAUCAAGGAAGGAAAGCUGGUUGAGGCCAUGGACCUGUUUGAGAGACAGAUGCUGAAGGAGGAGCAACUCCAGCCCCUUGAGUGCAACUACACGGUGCUGAUCGGGGGCUGUGGGCGGGCCGGCUACCUGAAGAAGGCCUUCAGGCUCUACAAUGACAUGAAGAAGCGGGACCUGGAGCCCUCAGACGCCACCUAUACAGCCCUGUUCAACGUCUGCGCUGAGUCUCCCUGGAAGGACUCAGCUCUGCAGAGCGCCCUGAAGCUACGGCAGCAGCUGCGGGCCAGAAACUACCAGCUCAACUUGAAAACAUACCAUGCCCUGCUGAAGGUGGCUGCCAUGUGCGCAGACCUCAGAAUGUGCCUGGAUGUGUUUAAGGAAAUCGUCCAGAAAGGGCAUGUGGUCACUGAGGAGACCUUCAGUUACCUGCUAAUGGGCUGCAUCCAGGACAAGGAGACAGGCUUCCGACGUGCUCUGCAGGUGUGGAGGCAGAUGCUGCAUCUGGGGCUUCAGCCCAGCCGGCACAGCUACAACCUGCUGUUGGGGGCAGCUCGGGACUGCGGCCUGGGGGACCCGGAGGUGGCCGCGGCCGUGCUUCUGAGGCCCAGGAAGGAGAUGGCCCUGCUGCAGCCCCUGGCAGGCAGGCAGCGGGCAAAGAGGAGAGCCCGGGCCGGGGCGGACAGCAGCACAUGGGCCAGGCUGCUCGUGGAGGCCCUGGAGAGGCAGCUGUUUUGGGAACCUUCUCAGGCACUUGAGGGGUCUCCGGAAAUUCAGGAGGCUGGGGCCCCCAGCAUGGCCCAACCUAGAGUGGAAACGAAGGCGGAGCCUGAUCACAGGGUGGCCCUCCCCUCUGUGGCCCCAGAACCACCUCCUUGGGGGCUGAAGGCCAACCUCCUGACCAUGGGGGCGGUCCCCUCGGCGGUGGUGUCCUUUGGGACCGUGACCACCCCAGCCAACAGACUGGCCUUGAUGGGGGGCCUGGAGGGUUUCCUGGGCAAGAUGGCGGAGCACGGGCUUCGGCCCGACAUCAAGACCCUCACGCUGCUGGCUGAGGUGGUGGAGCCCGGGAGCCCCGCAGAGUCCUCACUGCUGAGCGUCCUGGACACGCACCAGGUGGAGGCUGACGUGACCUUCUUCAACACGCUGAUGAGGAAGAAGAGCAGGCGGGGUGAUCUGGAGGGGGCGAAGGCCCUGCUGCCAGUCCUGGCAAGGAGAGGAAUUAUCCCCAACCUGCAGACGUUCUGCAACCUGGCCAUCGGGUGCUGCAGGCCAGCGGAUGGUCUGCAGCUGCUCGCAGACAUGAAGAGAUCCCAGGUGACCCCCAACACCCACUUCUACAGCACCCUCAUCAACGUGGCCCUGAAGAAGCUGGACUACACCUAUCUUAUCGACAUCCUGAAGGACAUGAGGCGGGACAGAGUCCCGGUGAAUGAAGUGGUCAUCCGCCAGCUGGAGUUUGCCGCCCAGUACCCCCCCACCUUUGACCGGUACAAAGGGAAGAACACCUACCUGGAGAAGAUCGAUGGCUUCCGAGCUUAUUAUAAGCAAUGGCUAAAAGUGAUGCCAGCAGAGGAAACCCCCCACCCAUGGCAGAAAUUCCGAACCAGACCAAAGGGAGAGCAGGACACCGUCACCGUGGCUGAUGUGGACAGAGACCCUGGGGGCCAGUGAUGGGGAGACCCUGGGGACCCCCAGCAGAGCUGGAACCAAGUGCGCAGCCUUCCCAGGGCUUUGGGGGAGCCCCAGGAGUCCCUCUCAUGUAAAAGACUCACGAAUGUGCUGCUGUAGCUGCAGGUAUGAGGGGAAAGGUCUGGUCCAGGACAAAGUGAGAGCUGCAGCCCUUCCAGGCAUUGGUCUGAGGACAAAUGCUGGGCCCCGUGUGCCCAAGUUCAUGGCACGUCCCAGGGAGCAUGGGCCACCAUGGUACACCAUCUCAGGCCAUCCUCACCUGAGAGGUUGUCACCCCCAUCACUGAUGAGGAGAGUGAAUCUGCUCAAGGUGGAGUUGUCCUAAAGGCAACUGGUCUCCAGGGCCUGGUGCUGUCCCACUGGGUCCCACUGGCUCUGAGAGAAGGAGUGCAGGGCCCAACAGGUUUAAAAGUUUUAUUUCUACAAAUCACAGCUGAUGAACACCAAAGCCUUCGCAUGUAGAGACCAUGCUCCAACUCGGGCCUUGGGUGCCACUCUGUGGGUAGAGCUGCUUCCAGGAAAGGGGCAGUGUGACAGGCAGACUCCUGCGCAGCCAAGAGUCCAGGGCGGAGGCAGUCACGGUGCAAGGGCCUCAGCCGGAGCAGCCCCGGCAGCCGCAGUGCGUGCAUUCGAUGAUCCGGCCCUGCGGACGGAGGACAGAGGACAGCUGAGCCACCACGCCCCCGCCACGUGCCGCACACCCUUGUGCAGGUGUCCUCCUGCAGGAGGGGUGGCCACAGGACACUUACUGCCUACAGGACACUCAGAAACCCUCUGUGACAGUUCUGGAUGGGGAGAAUUCCGUUCCCUUGUGAUGGUGGAAACUGCUACUGCUGAUAAACUGAAGUUACAACUUUUAAGUGUAUUUAAUUUAUGCAAAUUCAGUGUACACAUUUGCUCCCAAAAAAGGAAAACAAUCUGUCUGAA
Messenger RNA from Camelus dromedarius (Arabian camel), 3272 nucleotides. RefSeq names its product pentatricopeptide repeat domain 1 (gene PTCD1). The transcript has 10 exons. Gene Ontology annotation, cellular component: mitochondrial matrix. Gene Ontology annotation, molecular function: tRNA binding; protein binding. The record is from RefSeq and is a predicted model, not a curated record. Gene Ontology annotation, biological process: tRNA 3'-end processing. The coding region runs from base 202 to 2328 and encodes 708 amino acids. NCBI's taxonomy places the organism in Eukaryota, Metazoa, Chordata, Mammalia, Artiodactyla, Camelidae.